AUGCCGCAGAUGAAACAUAUACUACUGGUAUGCUGGAUACUUUUAGGCUUCAAUAUCGGUAUUUCACAGGCCGUGGCUAAGCCGUCCACUGGUGAAGAUGAUUUGCAUUCACGAGUGCCUCCCCCAUUGACCGCAACAGAUUUUGACAAGGUUUUGGAAGAAGGGUUCCACGUGGUUGAAUUCUUUUCACCUUAUUGUCCACACUGUACACAGCUGUUCCCAACUUGGGUUGAGUUCUACGAAUACAACCAAAAUAUGAACGGAAAGAACAGUAAAGACAAAAGUAAUUCGUUUCAAAUUCACCAGGUUGACUGCGUAGCCAGCGGAGACUUGUGUGAACGUGAGGGAAUUCAAUUCUACCCUAUGAUCAGAUUUUACGGUGCCGGUUCAAAGCUGUUGGGUUCCAUGACCACCAAUCCAAAAGACCUUGACACGAUGAACGAGUUUGCCAACGAGCAAAUUAUUGUUUGGUCCGAAAGCGAGGAUGAUGAUGACAUGGAUGCCUCAGCUCUUAUUCCAGGAACGCCUCUUUAUAAUCAGAAUAAAAUGAUUAAGGCAGGAGAGUUGCUCAAGAUCAUUGAAGGGGAAAAUACAGUGCCUAAAUUGAUUUCGUUUUGGCCCACCAGUGAAAGUGAACUGAAUAACCAGAAUUUUCAAAAUGAUUAUAACCAAAACAAGAUUUUCUCGUACUAUCCCAAUUUACAUCCAUUCCGAAACUUAUGGAACCUAUCAAUGAAAAAGUUGAAAAAUUUCAUCAACGAAGAUAAACUUGAAUUCAAUUUUUUCAACUGUAAAUCUAACCCUGAGAUUUGCGAGACUUUAGGUUUCAAAUCGUUGACUGAAAGCAGAAUCAGUCCUAAUUUAUCGCCCCAAGUUAUUUUAUACUUACCAAAGACUACAGGUGGCAACGCGAUUUCCUACAAGCUAAAGAUUAACGAAUUCCACAAUUUGAAUACAGCAGUCAAGUCAUUGACACAUUGGACACAAAGAACAUUGAUCAACUCUGAACUUGAAGAUAUGAAGUUUCAAGAUAUACAAGACUUUAUAGGAUCCUCUACAAAGCUAAGCAGAAAGGGUUCAAUUGGUGAAAUAACCGAUUACUCCAAAGUGGCUUUCGUUCAAGUCAAUGAUCCCGAAUCUGAAGUUCCGGAAGAUGAUGCUAUACUUAGUCGUCUAAUUCAACCUAUUGCCGAUCUUAAGUCCGAUGUAUACUUGUUCAGAACCACGGACAAGGAUGCUGUAAUGAAGUUUUUGAGAGAUCAGGAAGAACAAAUGGCCAACAAAUAUAUUCAUUUAGGUGUACAGGAUACUGCGAUGAAUUUCGAUGAGAAGAUGUUUUUAUCCAGAACUCACACUACAUUUCCCAUGAUGAUUUGUAUCAAAUCAGGAUCAUUGUAUUCUCCUGUCUUCACAAGUUUCAUGUCGAAACACAUCAGAGACUACAAUAAGGUCUUGACUUUCAUAAAGAGAAACUACAUGCCUACAAUCAAUCAUUUGACUAUCGACUCCAAGGAUCAAAUAUUUCCUCCAACCCUCAAUGAAAGAAUAAACUCCAGAACUGAAAAAGUUCUAAUCACUCUUACUGACUUUCAGCCGAAGCAAUAUUUUGAUGUAGAAUUUUUUAUGUCAUUUGUCUUCCACAAAUUCACUUUCUUAAAUAAUAGAGACAAAUUCAACAGAAUAGACGAAAAGAGAUCGAUGAAGUAUGACAAAGUUGGCGAACUGAGAGCAAACAAAGCCGACUCAGAUGAUAUCAUUGAUGCCUUGAGAGAAAAGGUUGAUAUCUCUUACACAACAACAGAUAACCAGCUUUAUCCAGUAUACCUCGACACCAAGAAGCUGCCUGAGAUUAUAUCCGCUAUGAAAUGGUCCAAACUUGAUUCUUCUCGUUACACCACUGGAGAUGUGAUUCUUAUCGAUAGAUUCAAUGGCCGGUAUUGGGACGAGGAUGAUUCAGGACACAAAUUGACCAUAGAAGAUCCACAACAGACAGUAGGCCUACUUGAAAAAGUCAGCUACAAGAAACUCAAGGGAAAGAGCUUGAAACAUCUAUCCCUUUUUGCCAAAGUUCCACUUUAUUCCUUUAUUGCUAUUCUCAUCUUCAUGACAUAUCGUGCAGUUAGAGUGUAUUUACAGAAGAGGACAGUUUACAUAGAAAAGAUGAAGGGAUUGGGUAUAUUAGGCGUAUGUCCGGAAUUGGAGGAAUCCAAGUUUGACUAA
Messenger RNA from Pichia membranifaciens NRRL Y-2026, 2220 nucleotides. RefSeq lists its product as hypothetical. Gene Ontology annotation, biological process: protein folding. Bases 1 to 2220 code for a protein of 739 amino acids. The transcript has a single exon. Gene Ontology annotation, molecular function: protein disulfide isomerase activity. Lineage: Eukaryota; Fungi; Ascomycota; Pichiomycetes; Pichiales; Pichiaceae. The record is from RefSeq and is a predicted model, not a curated record. Gene Ontology annotation, cellular component: endoplasmic reticulum.